Candida dubliniensis CD36 is the source of this 1083-nucleotide messenger RNA. Its product is annotated as NADHX dehydratase. Gene Ontology annotation, molecular function: ATP-dependent NAD(P)H-hydrate dehydratase activity. The transcript has a single exon. Gene Ontology annotation, biological process: metabolite repair. NCBI's taxonomy places the organism in Eukaryota, Fungi, Ascomycota, Pichiomycetes, Serinales, Debaryomycetaceae. The coding region runs from base 1 to 1083 and encodes 360 amino acids. The record is from RefSeq and is a predicted model, not a curated record.
AUGCUACGCCAUAAAUCUCAAAAGGAACUCCUUCACUUGUCUCGUCAAUUGAUCCAACCAUUAUUACCAAACUUCCACAAAGGUCAAGCGGGGAAGAUCGUUGUUAUUGGGGGUAAUGAAGAUUAUACUGGAGCUCCAUUUUUUGCAAGUCAUUCUGCUGCUUUAGUAGGUGCCGAUUUAUCUCAUGUAAUAUGUGAAAAAGCUGCUGGUCCGGUGAUCAAAUCGUAUUCCCCUGAUUUAAUGAUCCAUCCUUAUUUAAUGGAUUUAAAUAACCCUCAUUUAAAUUUAAACAAUUCUGAACUUGAAAAAUUGAAAAGUUUACCCAUUGAAGAAAUCAUUAAAACUAAUGACAACGCAGUGUUGAAUAAACUCAUUGAUGAAUUGAUUUUACCUAAAGUAACGUCAUUGUUGAAUAGAAUUGAUAUAGUUGUGGUUGGGCCUGGUUUCGGCAGGGAUCCAUUAAUGUUAAAGUCAUUGAUUCGCAUUAUUGAGGAAGUCAAAGUAUUGAAUUUACCCAUUAUAUUAGAUGCUGAUUCAUUGUAUCUUGUAUCGUUGUCGCCAAAGAUUAUUGCAAACUAUCCCAAAGCCAUCAUUACUCCUAAUGUUGUUGAAUUCCAAAGAAUUGCCAAAGCUUUAUCGAUAGAUGUUGAUUUAUCAGAAUCAAAUAAAGAUAAAUUGAUUGAUCAAACAAUCGAAGUGUCGCGCAAGUUAGGUGAUAUUAUUGUUUUCCGUAAAGGUGAACACGACUUGAUUGUCAAAUCAUCCAAGUUUUUAAUCAAUGAAUUUACUGGGUCGAAUAAACGAGUAGGAGGACAAGGUGAUACAUUGACGGGGGCAAUUGCAACUCUAGUCAAUUGGUCAAAUAAUUAUAUUUUGAAAUUAUGGGAUAAUCAAGUUGAUUUGGAUCAAGAGGAUGCUAAUCUAUUGGCAUGUUUUGCUGCUAGUUCAAUCGUUAGAAAUGCUAGUAGUAAAGCAUUUAACAAAUAUGGAAGAUCAAUGCAAACAUCCAACAUUCAUGAAUUUUUACAUGAUUCGUUUACAGAAUUAUUUGGUGAUAGCAUAUAUAGAACCAGCAAUAUUUGA